UGUCUGUGUCUUUCUUUGGUUUUUAAGGCAAAAUGGGAGCACUUGAUUAUCUCUCCAACUUUUGCACUGUGACCUCCAUAAGAAGAAGCAAGCGCAAACCAAUGCAGACAGUAGAAAUCAAAGUGAAAAUGGACUGUGAUGGCUGCGAAAGAAGAGUGAAGCAUGCAGUCACCUCCAUGAAAGGUGUGAAAACAGUGGAGGUGAUCAGGAAACAAAGCAGGGUGAAAGUGAGUGGAUAUGUGGAUCCAAACAAGGUGUUGAAGAGGGUGAAGAGUAGAACAGGAAAGAGAGCAGAAUUCUGGCCUUACAUCCCUCAACAUUUAGUCUACUAUCCUUAUGUUGCUGGUGUUUAUGACAAGAGGGCACCCUCCGGCUAUGUCCGGAACGUCGUCCAAGCUUUUCCGGCGACAUCAUCGUCAAGUACUGGUCCUGAGGAGGAGAGAAUUGUAUCACUCUUUAGUGAUGACAAUGUCCAUGCUUGUUCAAUCAUGUAAUUCAACCAACUAGUCUUUCAAAUGUGUGAAAGUUGAGUAGUUAACUACAUACAUAUAUCAUAUAUGUAUGUAGGAGAGUACUGAUUUUUAAUUGCCAGGACCUCCUUCACUACAAUGGAUAUGUAUGAAAGUAGUAUUUCUUCAAUAUAAAAGAGA
Tripterygium wilfordii is the source of this 650-nucleotide messenger RNA. RefSeq names its product heavy metal-associated isoprenylated plant protein 21. The coding region runs from base 33 to 494 and encodes 153 amino acids. Lineage: Eukaryota; Viridiplantae; Streptophyta; Magnoliopsida; Celastrales; Celastraceae. The record is from RefSeq and is a predicted model, not a curated record. The transcript has 3 exons. Gene Ontology annotation, molecular function: metal ion binding.